Molecule: messenger RNA, 1418 nt
Organism: Phalaenopsis equestris
Lineage: Eukaryota; Viridiplantae; Streptophyta; Magnoliopsida; Asparagales; Orchidaceae
Product: GDP-mannose 4,6 dehydratase 1-like
Exons: 1
Coding region: 80-1213 (377 amino acids)
Biological process (GO): GDP-mannose metabolic process
Molecular function (GO): GDP-mannose 4,6-dehydratase activity
Source: RefSeq, a predicted model, not a curated record
CACACAGAAAAAAUUUUGCUAGCUACUGCGCGUGCUUUUCUUCUCUCCUUCCGGAUCCGGCGGAUCGAGAACCACCUUCAUGGCCUCCUCCACCGAAUCCAAUCAUGGUGUCGACGGAUCUACGCCUACAAACGGGACAUUAGCGGCUGCAGCCAAGAUCCCGCCGACCCUCUCCCCACAGCGUAAGGUGGCGCUGAUCACCGGAAUCACUGGACAAGACGGGUCCUACCUCACGGAGUUCCUCCUGGGCAAGGGUUAUGAAGUCCAUGGCCUCAUCCGCAGAUCCUCCAACUUCAACACCGCUCGCCUCGAUCAUCUCUAUGUCGACCCCCACAACUCACACAAAGCCCGCAUGAAGCUCCAUUAUGCCGAUCUCUCCGACGCUUCUUCUCUGCGCCGAUGGGUUGAUACCCUCCUCCCCGACGAGGUUUACAACCUCGCCGCUCAAUCCCACGUCGCCGUGUCAUUUGAGAUCCCCGAUUAUACCGCUGAUGUCGUCGCCACCGGCACCUUACGCCUUCUCGAAGCCGUCCGAUCAUCCUCCAAGAAGAGGAUGCGCUAUUACCAGGCCGGGUCCUCGGAGAUGUUCGGAUCCACGCCACCGCCUCAAUCCGAGACCUCCCCUUUCCACCCCCGAUCGCCCUACGCGGCCGCCAAGUGCGCUGCGCAUUGGUACACUGUCAACUACCGCGAGGCCUACGGCCUCUUCGCUUGCAACGGCAUACUCUUUAAUCACGAGAGCCCACGCCGUGGGGAGAAUUUCGUCACCAGAAAGAUCACUCGUGCUGUCGGCCGUAUCAAGGUCGGUUUGCAGACCAAGCUAUUCCUUGGAAACCUAUCUGCAGCCAGGGACUGGGGUUUCGCAGGCGAUUAUGUUGAGGCAAUGUGGAUGAUGUUGCAGCAGGACGAGCCUGGGGAUUAUGUGGUGGCAACUGAGGAUUCGCAUUCUGUGGAGGAGUUUCUCGAGGAGGCAUUCGGACAUGUGGAGUUGGAUUGGAGGGAUCAUGUGGUGAUCGAUAAAAGGUACUUCAGACCUGCAGAGGUUGAUAGCUUGAGAGGUGAUUCAACAAAGGCAAGGAGGGUGCUGGGCUGGAAACCUGAAGUUGGGUUCAAGGAGCUUGUGAAGAUGAUGGUGAAUAAUGACAUUGAGCUUGCCAAGAGGGAGAAAGUUCUCGUAGAUGCCGGAUAUAUGGACGCGCAGCAGCAACCUUAGUUGCUGAUCCCAUUGUCCUUGGUAAUGUCAUAGUUUUUUAAAAAAAAUCUCCUUUUCAAGUCUACCUUCCCUUCAUUCAUUUAGCUGGAGUAAGCUCUAGCUAUACUUGAAUUACGCUGAACUUUCUUUGUAAGCUUAAUGCCGUUGUUGGUUCAAAUUGUUCUUGUUGAGUAGCUAUGUUCUGUUGAAUUGAAUAUUUGAUAUA